Molecule: messenger RNA, 3909 nt
Organism: Aspergillus steynii IBT 23096
Lineage: Eukaryota; Fungi; Ascomycota; Eurotiomycetes; Eurotiales; Aspergillaceae
Product: a-pheromone processing metallopeptidase Ste23
Exons: 2
Coding region: 172-3702 (1176 amino acids)
Biological process (GO): peptide catabolic process
Cellular component (GO): cytosol; mitochondrion
Molecular function (GO): metalloendopeptidase activity; metal ion binding
Source: RefSeq, a predicted model, not a curated record
CCUUUCCAAUUGUUUCCUUGUUUAGACUGCUGCAUCUUUGGAUCGGGUGCUUCCUUUCUCUACCAUCUCUUCUCCUCCGCCACCCUGCUUGAUCCGCCUUCCUCCCGCACAGCCCUAACCCGCCUGCCUCGGUAGUGGCCUCUUUUUUCCUCUGCUCCUCAUAAGUGCUGUAUGCCUCCAAGGUCCUCUGCAACUCUCCGCCCGUGGAACGCCAGAGCCCUGCUUUCGCCUGCACCUUAUCGCUCCUUUACGCUUUCAGGCACCCUUGCGGCGAUCACCCCUCCUUCCCAAUCUAUUUCGCCACGGGUCCUCGCCCCUCGUCCCUGCUGGACCCCGUCGUUUCAUCCGUCUCGCUCCCUGUCCCUCCGUGCCUCAUUUUCCACUUGUCCCGCCACCAUGGGCUCGAUCGAUCGCAUCACCGAGAACUUGGAGAAGCCGGAAAUCGAUGACCGAUCCUACCGCGUGGUUCGCCUGCCCAACAAGUUGGAGGCCCUCCUCGUCCAUGACCCGGAGACAGACAAAGCCAGCGCGGCGCUCAACGUAAACGUCGGCAACUUCUCCGACCCGGAUGAUUUGCCCGGUAUUGGCCAUGCUUUGGAGCACAUGCUUUUUAUGGGAACGGAAAAGUACCCCAAAGAAAAUGCAUACAACCAAUACCUAGCGGCCCACUCGGGUUCUUCCAACGCUUACACAGCUGCCACCGAGACCAACUACUUCUUCGAGGUCUCUGCGACUUCGACAUCAAGCGAUGCCUCCUCCAGUGGCAAAUCUACCCCCAACGGCGGGGCCAACGGAACGACCACCCCGGAUGCCAGCAACGCGGGCCCGUCGCCCCUGUACGGUGCCUUGGAUCGAUUCGCCCAGUUCUUCGUCUCCCCCCUGUUCCUGGAAUCUACCCUGGACCGUGAACUCCGGGCAGUGGAUUCCGAAAACAAGAAGAACCUGCAGAGUGACUUGUGGCGCCUUAUGCAGCUCAACAAGUCCCUGUCGAAUCCCGCACACCCGUAUCACCAUUUCUCCACGGGUAACCUGCAGACGCUGAAAGAGGAGCCGCAGAAACGCGGCGUGGAUGUUCGCAGUGAGUUCAUCAAGUUCUACGAGAAGCACUAUUCGGCAAACCGGAUGAAGCUGGUGGUGCUCGGACGAGAGUCUCUGGACGAGAUGGAACAGUGGGUCGGGGAAUUGUUUGCCGGAGUCAAGAACAAGGAUCUGUCGCAAAAUCGCUGGGAUGACGUACAGCCGUGGUUGCCCACCGACAUGUGCAAGCAGAUCUUCGCCAAGCCUGUCAUGGAUAGCCGCUCCCUCGACAUUUACUUCCCCUUCCUGGACGAAGAGUUCUUGUAUGAGUCACAGCCGAGCCGGUAUAUCAGCCACUUGAUCGGCCACGAAGGCCCGGGCAGUAUCUUGGCGUAUGUGAAGGCCAAAGGCUGGGCUAACGGUCUCUCCGCUGGAGUCAUGCCUGUUUGCCCUGGCUCUGCCUUUUUCACUGUGUCCAUUCGUCUGACGCAAGAGGGCCUGAAGCAGUACCGGGAAGUUGCGAGGGUGGUGUUUGAAUACAUCGCCAUGCUGAAGGAGCGUGAACCGGAACAGUGGAUCUUCGAUGAGUCGAAGAACCUGGCCGAAGUCGAAUUCCGAUUCAAACAGAAGUCCCCCGCUAGUCGGUUCACGAGUCGUCUCAGCAGCGUCAUGCAGAAGCAGCUUCCGAGGGAGUGGCUUCUCAGUGGUUCCCUUUUCCGGAAGUUUGACCCCGAGUUGAUCAAGAAGGCUCUUUCGUACUUCCGUGCCGAUAACUUCCGCAUGAUUAUUGUCUCGCAGGACAUCCCUGGGAACUGGGACUGCAAGGAGAAAUGGUACGGAACGGAGUACAAGGUUGAAGAUGUGCCCCAGGACUUCAUGUCCGGCAUCAACGAGGCACUGGCGACCACCCCGGAGAAGCGACUGUCUGAGCUGCACAUGCCUCACAAGAACGAGUUCGUUCCUACCAGACUUUCGGUGGAGAAGAAAGAGGUGUCCGAGUGCGCCAAGACACCCAAGCUCAUUCGUCACGACGACCACGUCCGCCUGUGGUUCAAGAAGGACGACCAAUUCUGGGUUCCCAAGGCCACGGUUCACAUCACUCUUAGGAAUCCUUUGGUGUGGACGACGCCGGCGAACCUGGUGAAAGCCAAGUUCUACUGCGAGCUUGUCAGAGAUGCGCUUGUGGAGUAUUCCUAUGAUGCCGAGCUUGCCGGUCUGGACUACCAUCUUUCCGCUAGCAUAUUCGGCCUGGACGUUUCGGUUGGCGGUUACAACGAUAAGAUGUCCGUGCUAUUAGAAAAGGUGCUUACCAGCAUGCGGGACCUGGAGAUCAACCCCGAUCGGUUCAAUGUCAUUAAGGAGCGCCUGACUCGCGCCUAUAAGAAUGCCGAGUACCAGCAGCCCUUCUACCAGGUCGGCGACUACACCCGGUAUUUGACUGCCGAGAAGACCUGGAUCAAUGAGCAGUAUGCUGCUGAGUUGGAGCACAUCGAAGCCCAGGAUAUUGCGUGCUUCUUCCCUCAACUGCUCAGCCAAAACCACAUCGAGAUCCUCGCCCACGGUAACUUGUAUAAGGAAGACGCCUUGCGCAUGACCGACUCCGUCGAGAGCAUCCUCCAGAGUCGCACCCUGCCUCAGUCCCAGUGGCACGUGAGGCGCAACAUGAUCAUUCCUCCGGGAUCCAACUACGUGUAUGAGCGCACGCUGAAGGAUCCCGCCAACGUGAACCACUGCAUCGAAUACUAUCUGUUCAUGGGCGACGUCACCGACAAGGUCCUUCGCGCCAAGCUCUUGCUGUUUGCUCAGAUGACCGACGAGCCGGCUUUCGACCAGCUGCGAAGCAAGGAGCAACUUGGGUACGUCGUCUGGAGCGGUGCGCGUUAUUCCGCCACCACUGCCGGCUAUCGGGUUAUCAUCCAGAGCGAGCGCACCGCGCAGUACCUGGAGUCUCGUAUUGAUGCCUUCCUCGGAAACUUCGGGCGUGAGCUGGAACAGAUGUCGGACGACGACUUCGAAGGCCACAAGCGAAGCGUCAUUAACAAGCGACUGGAGAAGUUGAAGAACCUGAGCUCCGAGACCAACCGGUUCUGGACUCAUAUCGGCUCCGAGUAUUUCGACUUUGUGCAGAACGAGUCCGACGCUGCUGGCGUGCGAGCGCUGUCCAAGGGUGAACUUGUGGAGUUCUUCCACCAAUACGUCAACCCCGAAUCCCCCACUCGAGCCAAGGUUUCCAUUCACCUCAAGGCCCAAAGCGGCCCCUACGUGAAUGGUGCCGAGUCCGAAGAGCCGAAGUCCCGAUUGGUGUCCGCUCUCGGUAAGCAGCUUGAGGCUGCUGGAUUUGCAGUUGACACGGACCGCCUGACUACUGCCUUCGCCAACCUCGACGUGGCGCCGGGUGCUGAGGGCCAGAUCCUUGACACUCUCAAGAACUUCCUGGGCUCCGAAAUGAGCCUGUCCGAGCAGCAGAUUGAGCCCGUUCUCAAACAGGCCGAACAGAACCUGGGCGUGCACCUGAAGCAGCUUGGUCUUGAGCCGACGACUAACGGAGAUGCGAAGUCAUCGGCUACCAAUGGCGUGACCUACAUUACCAACGUCCCCGAAUACAAGGCACGUCUGGCCGUCAGUGCUGGACCCAGCCCAUUCACCGAUCUGACUGAAUUCGAGGACUUCGAUGCGAAACUUUGAGCGACCAAUAGAUUAUGUUUUUAUGUACCGGUUUGGAUUGGAUGAACGGUUGAGAUUAUUGGGUUAGCAUAUCUUUAUCAUCAGGAGAAUUGUUGGGAUCCAGCAUUGGGGAUGGCGUGUAGCAGUAGAGAUCAUUCAACAAUCUUGAACAGUGUCUUUCACAAGUAUCUGGCUGCGGCGUGUCUUGCCAAUUACCAUUACUAUACC